Molecule: messenger RNA, 675 nt
Organism: Aspergillus bombycis
Lineage: Eukaryota; Fungi; Ascomycota; Eurotiomycetes; Eurotiales; Aspergillaceae
Exons: 2
Coding region: 1-675 (224 amino acids)
Source: RefSeq, a predicted model, not a curated record
AUGGACGGUUUCAUCCUGACAGCAGAGAUAGAUCUCUUCAUUUCCCUUUCUUCUUCCAACCCUACAUACACACCGGAUUAUUCUGUUAGCCAGUGGACGCCCGCCAACAUGAAGUGGUCAGCGUUUUUCCCUCUGUCGGUCUCUGUACUGGCCGUUCUUCCUUCCACUGGCGCGUGGGAGUUCACCUGGAAAGACGCCAGCAACACAACACACGUGGAAUCUGGCGACGGGCCCUCUGAGUGCAUCACAGUCAAUCAUGAAAAGGGAAUGGUAUUCGCCAUCGAUGGGCAGGGUGAAAAGAAUAUCAAUAUGUUAUUGUACGGCACCGACGACUGUUCGGACAAGCCUUUGGGACAAGCGACCGAGCGUUUUUCAAAACCGUCGUCGGUAGACAUCCAUGGCUUCCAAGUUAAGGCAAUCUCGACCGGGUCAAAUUCGACCACGACUGCUGGGAAUACCACCGUGACAUCGACAACACGAGCUCAAUCGUCCUCCACCGCCAGCAGCGAAUCCAGCAGUGUGCCAACGGCGUCGGCGACGACCACGUCGGAUACAGCUGCCACCACCACAAGCGCGAGUGAAACAAGCACGUCCACGCCGAAUGCAUCAUGGCAACUGUCCGUUACCGGUGCCGACAUGGCGAAGACCGUGAUUGGGAGGAAGAUGCCUGGUUAA